Messenger RNA from Momordica charantia (bitter melon), 7207 nucleotides. It is a transcript of the gene ESP, whose product is annotated as separase. The record is from RefSeq and is a predicted model, not a curated record. Gene Ontology annotation, molecular function: cysteine-type endopeptidase activity. Gene Ontology annotation, biological process: meiotic chromosome separation; proteolysis. Lineage: Eukaryota; Viridiplantae; Streptophyta; Magnoliopsida; Cucurbitales; Cucurbitaceae. Gene Ontology annotation, cellular component: nucleus; cytoplasm; mitotic spindle.
AGUUCAAAAACAAUGAAAUUAGCGGGCUCCUCCUUUGGCGCCCUAAGAAACACAGUCGCUUCCUUUCUACUGAUCUUCUCCGAGUAGCUUCAUUUCCACGGCAAUGGCGUCGCCCUCCGAAUCCACUCUCAUUUCUAUGCUCGAAACGGCAGAUUCCAAGGGCAUUUCUUCUCUCGUCUCCGACUUCCUCCAGCCUUUCUCCGAUGCUAAAAAUCCCAAGAAAGGCAAGAGGUCAGCCAAGCCCAGCGACGACUCUUCGGCAAUCCGUUCGCUGGCGAAGAGGUUUCUCACUUUUCUCAAUCGUGCUCUAUCUAUUCUCCCCAAGCGACUCACCCAGCCUCCAAAACUGGGCAAUGAUCUCGACUUGGCCCUAGAAUUCUUCCAAAUGUACAAGCUCUGCUUGGGUUGCUUGGAAUCUUUGAUGUCGCAGCUUUCGUGUAAACCCUACACUGUUGAUGUGCAGAGGGUUCGGAUGGUGCAUUGCAUGGAGGAUUGGGGACUUUACAAGGACGCGGAGGUGGAGGGAUUUCGGAUUUUAGAGAGCCUUCGGGAAAUUGUCCUUAGAUCCAAGGCGGGAAAAUUGGACUGUCAGAUUUUUCCUGAUGUGGAUAAAGGCGGUGGUGAUAAGGAUUUUGGUUUGUUGUUGGUGGAGGUUGUUGUAACGAUUGUUAAGUGUACAGCUAGUGGUCGUAGCAAGGACAGUGGCGACUAUAGCAGGGUUCUUGGUUUGGUGGAGGAGGUCAAACCAUGGUUCAGGUUACUAGAUGAUAAAGUAUCCGAGAAGACUCAUAGAGCAUUGGUUACAUAUCUAAAUAAAUGUACUAUUUUCUUGGUAGAGGAGCUAGCUUGUUUUGGUGGGAGUCUCACAAGUCUCUUCUGCCGCACAACCUUGGCUGAAUAUGCCAAGUCAUCUUUGAGAGAUCAGAUUUACAAGGUAGCCCGUCGGAUAUGUUCCACUCUUUUCUCUCAACAUCUGAAAGAGGAUUCAUCUAUGCUCAUAUGUGUCUUAAAGUCUAUUACCCUAGAAUUGAAGGAGGAAAUUGGAUGUACAGGUGUUGAGUUUCUUCAACUCAUCUUUUAUUCUGCAAAUAAAUGCCAGAGUGCAAGUCCCGAUUGUUGUUGUGCCUUUGCCAAACAUCUUGAGGAUAUGGCAGGUGAUAUCCAUCAGGCAACAACACCAUUGGGAAUGAUUUUGAGGCUUUACGCUGCUGGGCUGAAAAUCUUUUCUAAAUUACCCAGAGGUGAGACUCAUGACUCUGCAUUUAGUAUUUUGGUUGAUGAUGGAGAAAGUAUGCAGGGUUUGGCUAACUUAAAUGGUUACCUGGGAAGUUACUUUCGUAUCGGCUGCAGAGAAGGUAAUGAGUCCUGCAGCAUUAAGCAAAAAGAUUUUGUCCAACCAUGUUCACAUUGGAACUCUAAUCAUGAGUUUGAGGUCACUUCUCUAUCGAGAAGGAGAGAAACUUAUUUGCCUUCUUACUUGGAUGCUAUCAAGUUCUUGUGCCAGCCGCUUGCUGAAUUAGUAAAUUCCGAGAGGAAAAAAAUUCUUGCUGAAGAUGAAGCUGCUUCUGUUUUGUAUAAUAUUCAGAAUACUUUGCAUCAGUACUGUGAUGUCUUUCUUUUUUGUCAAAGGCGUGCAUAUGAUGCUGAGAGAAACGGAUGUGAUGAGAAUGUAAAUAUGCUAUUAAGCAUUGUUGUGGCUGCUUUUACCCUGUCUUUUAGAACAAAACUGAACAUGAAGAGGAGCACGUAUUUGAUCAAGGAAAUUAUCACAAGCAAAUGGGUUCAACCUCUUGCCUUGAAACAUUUAUUUGCUUCUCUUAACAACAUUGGCAUAAUUUUGUACAGACAUAAGCAAAUAAAAGAGGCUUCAAAGGCAUUGAAGUUGUGUUGUAGAGCAUCAUGGACCUGUGUUAUACAUUUCUGUGAGAAGUUUGACGACAAGUCCAGGCCAUCAGAUAAUGAAUUUUCUGAAGAUGCUGUUCUAAGUUUUGUUAAUGAAAUGAUUAUGAGAAGUGCUUUCCUAGUUGAUAUUCUCUAUCAGUGCGACAUUUAUAAGAUAGAAAAAACAAUGGCCAAGAUUCUUGAGAAUUGGUCUAUUGCUGCAAAACUAUUUAAUGAGCUACCGAUUCCUGUGCAAUUGGUGAAACAAUGGGUUAAGAUGCAAUGCAAGCAUCAUAAGAAUGCAGAUCCCAAAACAACCACACCAACCUUGAAUUGUUUACUGCCACCUUCUGGGAUGAUGUCAAAGGCAAAGAUUGGUGCUCUCUUGGAGCAGGAACUUGUUGAAUACGAGGAAAUGAGUGUUCUGUAUCCAGCAUUUUGUCAACCAUUACAAAUGAAGAUCUUGAGUACUCUUCUAAGGGAUGUAUAUAUCACACCAGAUCAUAUGCUAGAAAGAGCUAGAGUGUUAAUUAAAAAGGCAAGGGCAUUGAGGUUUUGUGAAACUGUAUGUUUAGAGGAUUCUAUCCAGUGUUUGUCAGAUGCAAUAUCUACCAUGAAUGAAACUUCUAGUGGAACUUGCAGCUCUGGAGUUCUUCAUUGUCAUCAGUUAGCUGUGGCAUAUUGCUUACGUGCACUCUGUACUCAUGAGGCUGUACCAAAUUCAAAGCAAGUCUUGCAAGAUAUUGAUUCUGCAUUGAGCAUGUGGUUGGAAAUCUUAAGUCUGGAUUCCUUGCCAGAUGAUCAGCGCCCGAUACUUUCUGAAUAUAUGUUGCUGCUAUUGUGCAAUACUUUUGAUUUGUUAUCAAUCAAGGGUUGCAUGGAUUACCACCACAAUAUAUAUAGUCUCAUGAUUAGAUUAUUCAAAUGGAAAAACGUACAAUUGGAGAAGCUGUUGGCCAUUCUAUGGGAAAGUAGAAGAAUGGGCCACGCAAUGUGCACUGCACCAGUAAAUGAGAUGUUUAUAGCACAGCUAUCUGAGCAUCUUGGUGAGCUCCCCAAGAGUUUUGAUUUUUGGACAAACUGUCUGAAGACAUUGCCAGUAAUGCUUGUCGGAUUCCAGCAGAAUUUCUCAUUUUUAUGCUCAAAUUAUACCCAGAGUUCUUGUGAACAUGAAAAGUCAAUUCAAUUAUAUGUGACGGUUGAUGAGGCUAAAGAAGCUGCUUCGAAACUCAUAUCUCAUAUUCCUGCAUCCAAGAGUUCUAUUUUCUUUGCUGGAUAUCUUUACUAUGAUUUAUGUGAAAGGCUUAUUUCAGAAGGCUGUCUUACUGAGGCUCUCUCAUGCGCAAAAGAAGCUCAUCAACUACGUUCUAAACUAUUUCAAGAGAUGUUUAUGUACUCUGUUGAGCAGCAUCCUGAAAAAUAUUGUGAAAUUGCACACGUUAGUCAGAAGCCCGCAUAUGGCAUUAAGAAUCUUCGGAAAAAUGGAUCAGUUGCUCGCAAUGUAUGGUCAUUUGACAGAAUAUCAUGGGAUGUAGAAAGCUGCUAUCUUAGUCCUUUCAAUGUACUUCAGUGUUAUCUUGAAAGCACUCUUCAGGUUGGUCUUGUUCAUGAGUACAUUGGAAACGGUUCUGAGGCUGAAACUCUUUUGCAGUGGGGAAAAAGUAUCUCCUGCUUGCAAAGCUUGCCACUGUUUGAAGUUGCUUUCUCUUCUGCUUUAGGAAAAGUGUACAGAAAGAAACAGUUAUGGAGUUUGGCACAAAAGGAACUUGAAGGAGCCAAACAGAUAUUAACGGAUAGCAUUACAUCUUGUUUGAAGUGCAGAUUGGUACUUGAAGUAAUAGUUGAUCAACAUCUUGGGGAUUUGUUUCGUAGUAUGUAUGUAAAUGCUAAUGGGAAUAUAUCUGAAGAGCGAUUGAUAAAUGCAGAAAAGUUGUAUAAGUUAGCUCUUGAGAAACUGAAUCUUUCAGUAUGGAAAGAUUCUAUUAGUUGUCCAGAUGAAGACCGAUAUCUUUCAUCUUUGACAACUCAAGCGGAAAGGCCAAAGGCCAAAAGGGAUGGUAAAAAGUGUAAAAAGGCUAUAAAUACUUCUAGGUCUUUCCAAAUGGAUCAGUGCAUAAAUCCUCAGAGUAAUGUGAGGUUGACUCGCUCUAGAUGUCGGUCGAUUCAAAGCCAAAGCACAAGCAAUUCUAAUGAUGUAGAAGUUGACCUUUCUGUGCAUUUGAAAAGCAACGUUCCUGAUCGUUCUAGUGCUUCAGGCCAGAGGCAAUUGCACUUGCAAAUAAACAGUUGCACACCUACUUCCGUAUGUGGAGCAUCAUGCAAAAAUGGGAAAGUUGGAUGUUGGCAAUGCUUGCCAAUGGAAAUAACGGAAGCAGGACAAAUGAACAAUUUUAUAUAUCUCAAGUGGGAGUUUGUUCGCAAAAGACUUUUGUUGAGGCAACUUUCUGGCUUAGGUAAGUGCUUGGGGAUUCGUGGUCAAUUUCAUCAAACACAUGAAACUAUUUUCAAAAGCAUGUCCAUCGUAGUAAGCCGAAAUCUAUUCUUUCAAGCGCACUAUGCUGUUGAACCCACAGUUUUGCUUGAUUUAGUUGGGAAGGAAGUCCAUGGAGAUAUGUUUGCAGUUGAGAGGGCAUCCGUUCUCUAUAAUGUUUGCUGGUUCUCUUUGAAGAGUUGUAAAUACAACGAUUCCAAGAUUAUUUGCUGUCCUUUGUCUCAGGUUCAGUUUAAAACAUUGGCUUCUUGGCUGAUGGUUGCCCUUGUACUCUGCAGUGAGGUUCCUGUACUCCUUCAAAAGGUUUCAAAGUUGCUUGCUGCUGUACAUGUAAUUUCUUCAUCUAGAGAGCUAUUUUCUUUGCCAUCUUCCAACCAAAUAUUAACGGACAGUCACUGGGCUUCAUAUUUUCACCAAGCUUCGAUUGGAACUCAUCUUAAUUACCAGUACUUCCCAUAUAGGACUGGAAGUUCUUGUGUACAAGACCUUAAUUUUGCAAAGGGUUUUGAUACAGGAGAACAAACAUUGAAGUCUAGAAGGGGACCUAUUUCUAGUCAAGAUCUGGAAGAAUUUGCAAGAAAGUUCUUUGAUGGUCUUCCUUGCAUGACUAUAGUUUGUAUUAGUUUGAUUGGAGGAGAUCUUGCUUGUUUACUACAACAAACUCUUGAUUAUCCUUCAUCUGUUCAUGGAUGGAUACUGGUGUCAUAUUUAAAUUCAAAGUAUCAGCCCCUUGUUGUACUUCUGCCGGUGGAGACAAUCUUAAAAGAAGAUUAUUCAAAUCCUCAAUCAGAUGAUAUCUAUGAGAGAAAUGAUUUGAAUAAACAUUGGAAAUGUCCCUGGGGUUCCUCAGUCAUUGAUGAAGUUGCACCAGCAUUCAGAAUUAUAUUACAGGAAAAUUACUUAUCAUCCUCAGUGUUCCCUACAGAGGAUACAAAAGCGAAUAGGAUGUUAUGGUGGAAACGGAGAACAAAGCUUGAUGAUUGUCUUGGUAAAUUAUUGGGAACAAUUGAAGAUUCAUGGUUGGGCCCUUGGAAACAUAUGCUUUUGGGAGAAUUGACAAAUAGAAAGCACGCUGAUUCUGUACUUAAUACAUUGGUGCUUGAUUUGAGAUCCAAAUGCAAAAUGGACGUCAAUGAGAGUCUUCUCAAAGUUAUUUUAGAAGGUCCUGAGGAAGUUCUAGAGGCAUUUGGUUCCAACUUGAAUUCAAGGAAAGGUUGCUUUGUUGGUAAAGUAGGACUCCAUGAUAAACAAAGGUCUGAUCCUUUUCAAAACACAUUUAAUGGAGUAGACCAACUUUCUGCAUUGGCCUUAAAAUUAAUACAGGACGCGAAAAAAGAGCUUGAAGGGGAAGACAAUUCUAGUAGAGAGCCUAUAAUUUUUGUAUUGGACUAUGAUGUGCAGAUGCUUCCAUGGGAAAAUAUACCUAUACUUCAAAACCAGGAGGUUUAUCGCAUGCCUUCUGUUGGCAGUAUCUGUGCAACACUUGAUAGAAGAUGCCGUCAACAAGAGCAAGUCAGUGGGAUCAUUCCUGCCUUUCCUUCAAUUGAUCCGUUUGAUUCAUUUUAUUUAUUGAAUCCUAGUGGUGAUCUCCGCAACACACAAAUUGAAUUUGAGAAUUGGUUUAAAGAUCAAAAUUUGGAGGGGAAGGCUGGAUAUGCACCUACAUCUGCAGAGUUGAUUGAGGAACUGAAAAGCCGCGACCUCUUCAUAUACUUUGGUCAUGGGAGUGGGGCACAAUAUAUUCCAAGGCAUGAAAUUCAAAAACUGGAUGUCUGUGCUGCAAGUCUCCUAAUGGGAUGCAGCAGUGGUUCCCUAACAUUAAAUGGCUAUUAUGUUCCACAAGGGGUUCCUUUAUCUUAUCUGAAGGCAGGGUCUCCUGUUAUUGUGGCCAACCUUUGGGAAGUGACCGACAAAGACAUUGACCGUUUCGGGAAGGCAGUUCUUGAAGCUUGGUUGAGAGAGAGGUCGAGUGUCUUACCAAGUUCUCCACGGUGUGAUAUCCUCACAAAAGAGUUUGAGACCAUAAAUAUAAGUUCUAAACGCAUCAGUAAGAAAGUUGCAAGUAAAAAUCCACCUGCAGCAUGUGAAAGUGACUCAUCAAGUAGAGGCCGUCCUGUUACUAGUCGAAUGAUCGGUUCGUUUUUGUAUGAAGCUCGUGAAGCUUGCAAUCUGCGUUACUUAAUAGGAGCAUCACCGGUUUGUUAUGGUGUUCCAACAAGCAUAAAGAAGAAAAAAGACGUGUGACUUAAAGAACCAUAAAAAGAUUGAACCUUCUGCGUGGCCAGCUUGUGAAGCUCUGAUCCUCCAUUUCUUUAUAAGGGUGUCCUCACAGAUUCUUGUUGCAUCCGAACUCCCAACAGGAGGAAUCAGCAAGUGUAAAUAUCUUUCCUGUUGAGUUAUAAAACCCGGAUCUCAAGAUUUCGGGUUCCAGUACCAGACACCUGGAAAAUUACAAGAACUGCACACAAUAUGAGAAAGUGUGCAAGGUAACAAUUGUUUGUUUAUAGCAGCAGCAGCCAUCUCUUUCGUCCAUGAAAUUGUUUAUCACAUAGAAGUUUCUACUUGGUGAUCAUUUCCUCUGCUCUUUCCAAGCCAUGAGGUUAGAACCUUUCCCAAUGUACUGAUACAUGACAAUGCCAACAUUUUACUACCUUUGUGAUUGAUUGUAAAGAACUGGAUAAUGUUGAAUUCUAUACUGAUUUGUAAACGAAAAUAUAUUUCUGUAUCUCUGAUUCUGAACCAAGUUUCAGUAUGGCUGAACUUAUUGAAAUUUAGCAGUGGCCAAAAUGCAGCUCCUCCAUGCUUUGUGAUGAAAUUGCCCAUCCAAGAAGCCCA